AUGAGGAGACCCCCUGUACUGCUGUUUUAUUCCCUCCUCAUCAUGAGCAGAGGCCUUGCAGCAAGCAACAAGCCCCGCAGGACUGUUUCUUUCAAUGACAUGGACUUGAAGCAGUUCAAAGAGUCCGGCUUCGACAGCUUGAGCUCUUUGAUGAUAAGACAAGACAUCGGCCAGCUUGUGGUCGGGGCCAGAGGGAAAGUGCUCACCCUCGCCUUGGACGACAUCACCAAAAAGACCAGUGAGGCCAAAUGGACGGUCAGUCCUGCAGACAAGGCCCUGUGUCAGAUGAAGGGCAAGGACGCUGAGGAAUGCGAUAAUUUCAUCCGGACUCUACACACAAUGGAGGACGGUAAAAUGCUCGUGUGUGGGACAAACGCUUUCAACCCUGAAUGUGAUUACAUGACUUUCAGAAAUGGAAGGGUCUCUCUGGAAGGAAAGAAGCAGGUGGGUAGGGGCAAAGUUCCUUUUGACGCCUACCAACGCUUUGCUUCCCUCAUGGAUGGAAACGCUUUGUACUCGGCUGCUUCCUCCAACUUUCUGGGCACAGAACUGGUGUUUCAGAGACAUGGACUGAACCCCGUCAGGACUGAAGUGAAGCGCUCCUGGUUCAACGAGCCGACCAUCAUUUCCAUUAGCCUUGUUGAAGCGAGCGAAAACAGCGAGGACGGCGAAGACGACAACAUCUUCUUGUUCUUCACUGAGAACGCUGUAGAGGAACAUCGUGACAACAUCCAGGUGUCGAGGAUUGCCCGUGUGUGUAAGAGUGACCUGGGGGGCAAAAGGACCCUGCAGAGAAAGUGGACUUCUUUCUUGAAGGCCCGUUUGGACUGUCCAUUUGGCAGUGCUGCCUCGCCGUCCCUGAUUCAGGACGUUUUCCUUCUCAGAGACCAAAAUAACUGGAGGGGUGGCAUCUUCUACGCCACAUUCACCACCAACUUGGAGUCCUCAGAUGCGUGCAGCCAGUCUGCUGUCUGUGCAUAUAAGCUGUCAGACAUCAGCCAGGUGUUCAGCGGGAGGUUUUUGACUGAGAGGGACACUGGCAGCUGGGACACAUACACAGGAGAGGAGCCAUUCCCUCAUCCUGGUUCGUGCAUCAACAAUGAACUGCGGGCCAAAGGUGUCACGACCUCUCUCGACCUCUCAGACAAAAACCUGCUGUUCGUAAAGAACCACCCUCUGAUGGAGGGGGUGGUCACGCCGAUGACCGGCAAGCCUCUGCUGGUCCGCACGGGGACUCGAUUUUCCAAAAUUGUGGUGGACCGCGUCACGUCACCGGACGGACGGCGUCGUCAGGUCAUGCUAAUUGGCACAGACUCUGGCUGGCUGCAGAAGGCGGUGAGGUUCGAUGGCGAGGACGGCCGCGUCAUCGAGGAGCUGCAGCUGUUUCCAACUCCUCGGCCUGUCAGCUUUCUCCAGCUCUCCUCCGAAACAGGCCAGCUGUACAGUGGUGCCAGUAACAUUGCUGUUCAAGUUAAUGUAAGAGACUGCAGCCGCUACACAUCAUGUGAUGACUGCCUUCUCGCCAGAGACCCGUACUGCGGCUGGGACGAGAUCAGAGGCCAUUGUGCGUCUGUUGCUGACGCACUACUUGGGUCCACGAUUCAGAGCUUGACUGAUGGAGACAUCAGGAUGUGCCCAAUCUCAAAGUUGAAAGACAAGCCUGCCAUCGUCCACCUCAACAUCAGGAUAGCACAGUUCCUCCCAUGUUCCCCUGAGACCAACCUCCUAGUCAGCUGGCGCUUCUGGGACGGCGUCCUCCCUCCUGGUCCCCGACACACCAUACUCAGCCAGGGCCUCAUCAUCAGACCCUCCUACUCGGAUUCCGGCCUUUACACCUGUGAGACGGUGGAAACGGUAAAGAGAAAAGUGCACCGGAGGACUGUGGUCCAGUACCUCGUCCAGGUUCAGGACGCGAACACAGCUGUCAGGAACCUGAGGGCGGCUGUGAUCGCCUUGGCUGCUCUCGCCGGCUUGCUGAUGUGCUCCCUCGUGGUCAGACACCUAAAGGCAAAAAAUAAACAGUGA
Molecule: messenger RNA, 2025 nt
Organism: Chelmon rostratus (copperband butterflyfish)
Lineage: Eukaryota; Metazoa; Chordata; Actinopteri; Chaetodontiformes; Chaetodontidae
Product: semaphorin-4E-like
Exons: 14
Coding region: 1-2025 (674 amino acids)
Biological process (GO): semaphorin-plexin signaling pathway; neural crest cell migration; negative regulation of axon extension involved in axon guidance
Molecular function (GO): semaphorin receptor binding; chemorepellent activity
Source: RefSeq, a predicted model, not a curated record